This is a messenger RNA of Nothoprocta perdicaria, 3888 nucleotides long. RefSeq names its product p53-induced death domain protein 1 (gene PIDD1). Bases 16 to 2694 code for a protein of 892 amino acids. The record is from RefSeq and is a predicted model, not a curated record. Lineage: Eukaryota; Metazoa; Chordata; Aves; Tinamiformes; Tinamidae. The transcript is spliced from 15 exons. Gene Ontology annotation, molecular function: protein binding. Gene Ontology annotation, biological process: apoptotic process; signal transduction; DNA damage response.
GCCGAGACGCAGGAGAUGGCAGAGCCACCGGGGCUCAGGGACGAGCGCGGGGAGGGCGCUCCGGGGGCUCCCGCGCCCGCCAGCCCCUGCCUGGCCGACAACAGGCUCAAUCUGGAUGUUUAUCCGGACGGCUGCGGCCACUUCCUCCAGCUGCUCGAGCGACACCGAGGAGACCUGGCCCGGGUGGAGUUUGUCCGGCUCAGCAGCAACGACCGCCUCCUUGGCACCGCGCUGGGUGCGCUCCCUCUCCUGCGGAGCCUCAAGUCCCUGGUGCUCAAAGGUGGCCAUGCCCGCGACGAGUUCGGCUCGCGGCGGCCUGGCUCCCUGACAAGCUUGCCGCCAGACUUUGGGAACCUGAGGUGUCUCACUCACCUGGACCUCAGCUUCAAUCGCCUCUCCACCUUGCCCAGCUGCAUCCCCCACCUCCGGAGCCUCCGCGUGCUCUUGGUGAACCACAACAGCCUCGAGGCCCUGCCUGAGGACUUCGGCUGCCUGAGCAAGCUGACGUUCUUCUCUGCUAUGAGAAACCAGCUGAAGGGAUUGCCACGGAGCAUUGGAGAGCUGGCAGCACUGCAGGACCUCUAUCUCUCAGAAAAUGCCUUGGAAUAUCUUCCUGAAGAAGUUGGGAAUCUGCACAGCUGCACCGAACUGGAUCUGUCUGGGAAUCGGUUAGCCAACAUCCCAGACUCAUUAGCCAAUUUGAAGUGUCUGCGGCGGCUGCAUCUCCACAGCAAUCUCCUGGUGACGGUGCCCGCGUCGCUCGCCAGCCUGCCCAACUUGUCCAGGCUGGAUCUGCAGAACAACCGCCUGCGGGCCGUGCCCCCCGAGAUCCAGACCUCGCCGUUCGUGCGCCUCCGCGGAAACCCCUUGGGAGAAAGCGAGCCCUCCCCACGGCCUGAUGAACCCAGUGCCAGAAGCCUGCAAAGACUGUUCCUUGCGUCAGGAGAGGACAGCUUUACCGUGACCUCCGAAGGCUGCAGAGUAUUCCUGGACUGUGGCAUCUGUUUCUGCUUUCCCCCGGGAGCUGCCUCCGUCCCUCUCUGCGUUCACUUCCGCACCCUUGAGCCGGACCCGCGGUGGGUGAAGCUGCGGCACCACGAUGUCCUGCUGAGCCCCGUGCUGGAGCUGCAGCCUCACGGGCUGGAAUUCCAGCAGGAGGUGGAGAUCUGGAUGCCGUUUGCUUCUCCUCAAACCCUCCAGCAGCGUGAGGUGGUUGUUCGGACCUUUAGCGGGCAGAGCUGGAGCGACCUGAGAACAAAAGUGGGGCAGAGGAAGAAAUCAAAGAAGCAUGUGGCUUGUUGUAGUGUCCUUCACUUCUCCUGGUUCCUAGUUGUUUCUCGGCUUGUAGAGAAUGAAUGCAAAGUGCCAGCAGAGGGGACAUUGCUCUUUUCUAGUGUGGAUCCAGACAUUAAAGUGGUCUUCCCUCCUGGAGUCACUGAAGAGACUCGCAGUGUCAAACUACAGGUGCUGCCGAUCUCUGCAGAAGAGAUAGAGGAAAUCACGGCUGACACGGGUUGCCGAGCCAGCCCCCUGCUCUGCCUCUCCCAGGAUUGCCCGGCGGAUUUUCUCAGACCAGUGAGAAUUCAGCUCCCCCUCCCACUUGGGGUCACAGGGUUAAACCUGGAUCGGUCGAGGCUGCGCCUUCUCCACGGUGACCUGCAGGGCCAAACCUGGGAUGACAUUACCAGUCAGGUGGUGCUGGAAUUCACCCAUCUUUAUGCAAUCUUUGAAGUCACCCACUUCUCCUGGUACUGGCUGUGGUACACCACCAAGACCUACAUAGGAGGCAUUGCCAAGAAAGUCUACGAGCGGCUGCGUAUGUACCAGGUGAACUUCAUUGCUCUGCAGAGGAAGAAAGAUCCUGAGCAAGUCCUGCUUCAGUGUGUCCCCAAGCACAAGGUUGACCCAGUGCUGAAGAAGCUGCAGGACCGCUACCGAGGACCCGAACCAUCCGACAUGGUCGAGAUGUUUGAGGGAGAGCAGUUCUUUGCCGCGUUUGAGCGAGGCAUCAGCAUUGAUAUGGAUCGCCCUGACUGUGUGGACGGACGCCUCUCGUUCAUAUUUUACUCACACUUGAAGAACAUGAAAGAAAUCUAUGUGACCUCCCCUGUAGACAGGAAAGGCCAAGCUGUAAAAGGCCAGGUCUCCUUCUACCGAGGGGCAGUUCCUGAGAGCGUCCCUGAAGAGGCCAGUAGGAGGAGGAAAGGACCGGACUCGCUCUGGCUUGCUACUCUGCCAAUCAAACUGCCUAGAUUGAAAUCCCGCUCGGGCGACAAUUCCAGUCCCCUGAACGGCUUUUCCUUCCCUCCGCUGAACCUGGGAAAUGCCGAGACCGGCUACCUGACACAAGCCAACCUGCUGAGCAUUGCCAGGCGAGUGGGAGGCGACUGGCAGACCAUCGGCUUGAACCUGGGCUUCAGCUACCAGCAGAUUGAGCGCAUCGGGUACAACCACAGAGAGGACCUUGAUAAACAGAUCCUGGACAUGCUUUUCUCAUGGGCUAAGCAAAACUCCGAAGAUCCCAACUGCGUGGAAAAGUUGAUCACAGCCAUGAAGGAGAGUGGCCGCCAGGACAUUGCUGAUGAGAUUGAAGCCAUCAUUGAGCUGGGACGGCAGAAAUACAGGGAAUCCAUCCGCCGCGUGGGCUUGGAGCAAGAGAGCAGCACGGAGGACUCUGCAACAGCCAUGGUGUAGCACCUCACACACACAACACUUUCCUAUGGAGAUGCCUCGUGGGCCUGGAGUGACAGCAGCUGUGGGCUGCUCCUGCUCAAGGGCCAUUAUCCUCCCAAGGUGGCACACGUGGAUUUACUUGCGAGCAGACACCCAUGCUCUGCUAGGGCCAGGCUCAUGUGUUCCUUCUGCUAAUCCCAGAAAGUUUACAGCGUGUUUAUGAGCCGUUUCUGUACUUCCACUUCCUGACUUUGAGCCUUAGAUUUGAGGAACACAGAGAGCCUCAAGUGGCUGUCGGUUGAGUCAUGGCUGAAGAAGCCUUUCAUGAAUUAAUACUCACGACAGAGAUAUUUAUAUAUAACUUAUUUGUGAACUUAUUCUUUUGCCAGAAACUAGGAACAUAGUGUGAGCAUUGCUCAUGGCUCUGCUUGUGCUCCAGAGCAUGGUGGGAAAGUGGGGGUGCAAAAAUGUUGGAAGUUCCCUGGUGCAGUGCAGACUGUUCAGCUAUUUCUGUUAAUUCCAUGUAUUGCUCACAGACCUGUAAUGCCCAAGCACUUCAGAGCCUUUUGUGUGGAAAAGUGAAGGGAUCCCCCUUCAAUCUCCAAAUUCUCCAUGCAAAUCUUUUCUAUUUUAUGCCAGAUCUCUUUGUGCUUCAUCAAGGCCAAAACAAAACCUAACUAUUGUGCAGGAGAGGGAAAGAUUAAAAGAAUUUCUGGCAAAAUUUCUCCUUUUUUGGAGGGAGGGUUUUGUGCUCCAAAAACUAUUUUAGAAUAAAUAAAAUCUCACAGGUCCCUGCACCUGGCAUGCUUUUUAGAUGAGAUCUACAUGUUGGUGGUCUUUAAAAAAAAGUCCCAGUUUUAGUAACAAAUGAGUAAAAACCUUAACUCUGAUGUUCUGAACAGACUCUAACUUGAGUUAGCUUUCCAGUUCGGCAAUCUGAAUAUCUUACAAGACUGUAGCUGUUUAUUACCUUUUAGGUACCCAGACACUGUCUCUGGAGGUGUAACCAUCUCAUACUGGGCCUCAUCUCCUGGCACAGUAGUAAUAGCGAAAAGUUUUAUGCAAACUGUUUGAGAGGCUAUAGUAAUCCGUGUAUAUUUAAGCCAUUCAAGACAGCUUUGGAUUCAGUACAUCCCACCUGCUUAGCAAUAUUUAAAUAUUUAAGUCUGAAAACUGGAGCACUGUAUGAAAAUGCCAGGUUGCAACACCCAAAGU